Molecule: messenger RNA, 4165 nt
Organism: Chrysoperla carnea
Lineage: Eukaryota; Metazoa; Arthropoda; Insecta; Neuroptera; Chrysopidae
Gene: prd1
Product: serine-rich adhesin for platelets
Exons: 11
Coding region: 111-4097 (1328 amino acids)
Biological process (GO): lysosome localization; regulation of protein localization; positive regulation of membrane tubulation
Cellular component (GO): endosome membrane
Molecular function (GO): kinesin binding
Source: RefSeq, a predicted model, not a curated record
GAAUUGAAAUAUAAAUAAAACUAAAUAAAAACUUAAAUUAAAAACCAAAAUCAACUUGAAAAUCUAAAAUUAGUUUUAAAUGUGAUAACGUAACAAAAAAUUUAUUCUAAAUGUUGUCAAACACGCAAAAAACGUUUGACAUAUCUCUUGACAAAGAAAUGAAAAUGUCAAAAGAUAAACAACAAAAUGUUUACCCAUCACCACCUGGUGCAUAUAAUAUUGUGAAUAGUGAAAUCAUGUCGUCCAGCACACAUUCAUUGUCCUCCAGUUUGGCAUCGCCAGGUGAUUCUGGCGUCCAACUAUUGGAUAGUGAGAGUGAUAUGGCAUCAUUGAUGUCAAUGAGUGGUCAUGAUUUUAUUGACAAAAGUGAUGAAACGUACAUGAUACGUUCCAUGGAAGAAAACGAUGAAAACUCUCAUCGAAUUUCUGUUAUAUUAAAUAAAGAUUUUCAAGUUACCACCACCGAUGUGAAAACAGUGCAAGAUAUCCCGAAUAAUGAAUUACUACAAGUUGAACCACAGAUUUUAAUGACAACAAGUGAUAUUGUUAAUCAAAAUACUACACCACCGAGUCAUGACUGGAAAAUGUAUUCACAGUCAGUACCCAACGAUUUUAUGAAACAUAGUCGAACGGAUGUCACGCGUAAUGUUGUCGAGGAAGUUAUCGAAGAAAAAAAAGUUGUGGAAACGGUAGAAACAAAAUUAGAAGAGCCAUUUAGUGAAACAAAAUUGGAAAAACCAUUAACACCACCGCCUAACGAAAGUGAACAACUGGAAACUAAAGGAGAUAAUAAUGAAGAUCCAAUGCAAACAUCAAUAAUCACACCAAUGAUUGACGAUCAAAUUGUAUACCGACGGCAACGACGAAAGAAAAUCAAAUCACAAGACACACCCAAGAAACGUGUUUCUUUUCACGAAGACAUCUUAAAUAGUACGAAAAUCGAUGAUAUUCAUAUUGAUCGUGGUUUUAUUACGCGACAAUGUUCUGAUGGUUUCUAUAAUGAACAUACUCUUCAUAAGAAUGGUAUUGUGCUGGGACGGUAUAGUUGGGCAGCUGAAGGCGAUUCUUCAUGCUAUAAUCGUAAUAAUGUGUACGAACGUGAUGUGAAAUCUGAAAUAAUUACAACAAAUAAUGGUAGUAGCGGAGGCACAUAUUUAUAUCCACAACAAAAUAUUAUCUCGAAUUCAUCGAGUUCAUCGAUGAGUUUAGACGAUUCUUCGUGCUCAAUGUCAUCAUCAUCGUCAAGUGAUGGUGAUUUUAAAGAUGAUUGUGAACUAGGUGGUAUUAUUAAUGGUAUCAAGAAUAUUAAAAAAGUUCCAAAGUCCAGUUGUUUAAAGAAACCAAAGCAUGGUGUUAUCGAUACGAAAAUCGUACAUGAGAAUACAAGUUCCAGGCGGAAUAAUUUAUCACGAAAAAUAUCUGAAUCGAAUUUAUUGGAUACAAAUAAUAUUUUUGGUAGUUUAAAGAAUAUUUAUAAAACAUUAUCGUCAUCGGUACCGUUAACACAACGUGGUGUUCCUGAAGGACAAGAAGAUUUUACUACGCAUUCGGAAUAUUCUUAUGGUACUUCUUCCAAACGGAAUUCAUACUCCAGCAAUGAAACACUUUACUCAAAAAGUUUAGAAACCUCCAACUACAUGAUGAACCAUGUUCAUGAUGUUGUCACCGAAGAGGAACCAGUUACAGAAAUUAUCGAAUCGAGUGAGAAUAGUUUAAUGAUGACAUCGGUGGUAGAACAUCGUCCAAUUAAAAUCUACAAAAAACCAAACUUACGUUUAAGUCGUUCCGAAGGUUUUUAUCCAAAUUAUCCAUACGAUCAACAGCAAUGCGAACAAAAUAUUAUCUUAUGUGAUAGCAAUGUUUACGAACAUCGCGGUAUUAGCUAUUCAUAUGAGUAUGAUCAAUUUCAAAGUACCUUCCAGAAUGAAACUAGUCAGACAUCAUCUACAGCGGCAUCAUCGGUGAAUACAAAGAAUACGACUGGAAGUAGUAAUAAAAAGAGUUCAACGAUUUAUCAAAUGUUAUUGGAUGAGUUAAGUUUUUUAAAACGUUCUGAAAGUAAAACUUCGUCAACGACUAUCACACCAACAUCGUCUCCAUUAUUAGGUGGGGAUCAUGGGAAAAAUCAACAACAAUCGUCGUCAGCUACUUCAACUGUUACAAACUCUCUGACUUCAACGCCUGUUAAAAAACAACAAACUGGUAAAAUGCAAUCAUCAAUACACAGUGAUUGGAGUUCUGAUACCGAAUCAAUAUCCGAUAUCUAUGAUAAAUCAAUACAAUCAACCGCAUCCUCAUCCAAACAUUUACAAUCACCAUUAAAGAAACGUAAUUUAAAACCAAAUCAUUAUUCAAUCCAAAAAUCCACUCUCACCUUAGAUAAUAAUGAUUUAAAAUCAUUAAGCAACAGUACACCAACACUCAAUCAACAAUCAAAUCAAUCAACAUCAAAAACAUCAUUAAUCAAUCGUUUCUUACGGAAUGUAACACAACGGAAAUUAUUUGAAACGAAAUUAAAUCAACAAAUUACAAAUAAAUUCUUAAAUAAGAAUAAUUAUUUAUCGCAAUUAUAUAAUAUUGAUGAUAAAAUGCAACCGAAUCAAGAAUUAUGUAAUCAAUUAAAUCGGGAAAUUAAUGAAGAGUUGGAAGAGUUUAGUAAAGAGAAGAAAAUGGAAGAGAGUGUAUUGGAAAAGAAACAGAAAUAUCAAAAGAUUAAAGAGAAAAUUAUACGACAAACAUCAUGGUGUCAACAAAUUAAUAAUGGUGAUGAAAUGAAUUUUCAUAUAUUUAAAGUUCAAAGUGCAUACAACAUGAUUGGUGAGAAUAAACCAAUAUUAUUAUUAAUAACAAAUACAAUAUUAUUUAUAUUCUCAUUAAAUAAUGAUCAAUAUUAUAAUGAAUUUAUGAUACCAUUAAAAGAGAUCCAUUUUAUAUUGAUUGGUCCAAAUCAACAAACAAUUUAUAUUACAAAUAAUCGACAAACAUUAAUCUAUUUUAUAAUAACAGCGGAUUCGAAAUUAACACAACAGAUUAUCAGUUGUUUAGAAUUUAUAAUACGUACAAAUCAAAAUCAAUCGAAUACGAACACUACAACCAUUCAUUAUCAAUUACCAGCGAUUAAACAAUUCGCAUUAAAUGAUAUGAUACAAUUACGUUAUGCGAUUUAUCAGCAAACAAGUGUUACAAAGGAUGAAGAUUUCUACCAUUACAAUUUAGUUCACAUUGAAGAUGAACAAUUGUUAACAUCAUCAAAAAAAGAUACAACUCCACUAGGUCCAUAUCAUGAUGGAUUCUUAAUGUAUCGUAAAGCACAAACGGAAGAUCGAUGGCAAUUCGGAUAUUUUAUUUUAAAGGCUGGUGUUUUAUACAUGUUUACAUCGCCUACAACGCGUAUACCAAUCAAAGUGAUACAAUUAUACGAUGGUGAAUGUUAUGGAGUACAUAGGACCCCACCUAGACCACGUCCACAUACUUUUGAAUUAUUUACGAAAACUGAAUCAUUAGAAUUUGCUGCAUCCGAUGAAUAUGAAGCAAGUGAUUGGUUACAGGUCUUUGUACAAUCUGCUAGUGGGACUCAAAUAUUGAAUGAAAUAAAACCCACACAAAAAGAAGAACAAAAUCAAGAAUCAACAACGUCUGCAUGCAGUUUAAUAUUAACCAGUGAACACUUGGUGACUGUACGAGAAUGUUUUAAUUUUAAUGCACAAAAUCAAAAACAAGACACUCAUCAAUCCACCUCACAACAUCAAGAUGGUGGUGUUCAAACAUUAUCGUGUGCAGCUAUCUCUGAUUUGACAUCAUUUAAAAUACCUUCUUCGACGUCGUCAGCAGCUAAUGAUGAUGAACAACAAAGUUGGUGUAUUUUGGAGUUUUCGUGCCGGGAAGUUAGCGAAACUAGUGGUGAUUGGAUUUUGUAUUUUUCAUCGUUUUUCGAAUUAAAUCAAUUUUUAUCAACUUUUGAAGUAUUAUGGUCGUAUACUAACACGCAGGGUGAUAAAUUUCCAUUAAUAAAAAUUAAUGAAACAGAUAAUUUAAUUUAUCGUCAUGCAUCUGAAACUUAUCGUGUGCUUCAACAAGCUUGGAUAAGUUUUCAAUAAAAUGGAUUUUGUAUAAAUUAGAAGAGUCCAGAGAAAAACAUCUUCAAUCCAUGUGAUGGAUUAUUUAU